AAAUAUUUGUCUUGUUUGCCUGUCAACAACUGGUGCGAUCCAGUCAACUAAGCUAUUUAAUAAUAAAAGAAAACUUUUUAUACUAAAAGAUCAGAUAAAAAGGAGAUUCAGAUUAGUCAGACGGCGGACGUAAGAAUGAAUUGAAAGCUAUCAGAUUUUUAAAGCCCCCACUUCUGAGUGAUACAAACAUUCAAGUAUAAAUAAACCUUGUUAUUCUUUGCUUUUUCAUACACUUUCUUUCUCUUGAAAAAUGCGUUUUACUGCUGUCGCCAUUGCUCUUGCUUCUGCUGCUGUUUCCUUUGUUGUCGCUGAACCCAUUAAGGCCGUUGCUUAUCUCAACGUGCCCCCUGUUAAUGGUCUUGUUUACUUUAGUCAAGAAAGUCAAGACAGUCCUACUAGAAUCUAUGCCAACUUAACUGGCUUGACUGGUGGCGAUCAUGGGAUCCACAUUCAUGAAUUUGGCGAUCUCUCGCAAGGUUGUAACUCUACUGGUGCUCAUUACAAUCCUUUCAACAAAACCCAUGGUGGCCCUGAUGCCGAAGUAAGACAUGUUGGUGACCUUGGUAACAUUGUUGCUGACAAUACUACUGGCUUGGCCAUCUUAAACAUCACCAGUGAUCUAAUUCAAUUAUCAAAGAUCCAUUCCGUUAUUGGUCGUGCUGUCGUUGUUCAUUCUGGCAAAGACGAUUAUGGUCUUGGCGGAACUCCUUUGUCUAAUUCUACUGGUAACUCUGGUAGCCGUGUUGCCUGCGGUGUUAUUGGAUAUGCUUCUCUUGUUGCUUAAAGACGAUGACAAAGUCUAAUUUGUUUUCUAUUUUGUUAAUAUCGUAUAUUUAAUUAUGUG
This is a messenger RNA of Rhizopus microsporus ATCC 52813, 844 nucleotides long. RefSeq names its product putative superoxide dismutase. NCBI's taxonomy places the organism in Eukaryota, Fungi, Mucoromycota, Mucoromycetes, Mucorales, Rhizopodaceae. Gene Ontology annotation, biological process: removal of superoxide radicals. Bases 251 to 784 code for a protein of 177 amino acids. The record is from RefSeq and is a predicted model, not a curated record. Gene Ontology annotation, molecular function: superoxide dismutase activity; copper ion binding. The transcript has 4 exons.